AUGGCAUCACGUGAGUCGGGAAGAAUUCGCGAAGCUGAUAAAAAACGAGUUUUAGAUGAGGCAUCUCGCAAGCGUAGAGCGCGAAAGGCUUUGGAAGCACUUGAACAGGACAACUACCAUGAAGAUCCACACGCAGACCUUGUUAUGUCUAAGAAGAUCCCGAAAUUCCACGAUAACCUGGAUAGUACGAAUAAUACCAAGAAGAAAACGAAACGUAGCAAAGGAGCUGAAUAUUACCGAGCGAAAUAUAGGAAAACAUUUCCACAAUUGCUAGAGGAGGACAAAAUGCAACGACCGGAUGGUCCCAACUAUUUUACGGCAGCCGCACAACCUUCUAAGUUCCCGGAGCGGCAUUUUUGUGCCGUUUGUGGAUUUCCUUCUAGUUAUACAUGCACUGCAUGUGGAACUCGUUACUGCAGUGUGCGCUGCUUGGGGACUCAUCAGGAUACGCGCUGUCUCAAGUGGACUGCUUGAGUCUAAUAUUGUAAGAUAUAUUGAAGCAUAAUAAAGGAUAAACAUUCUAAUAAAUUACCAAAGACAGAUAAA
Molecule: messenger RNA, 546 nt
Organism: Malaya genurostris
Lineage: Eukaryota; Metazoa; Arthropoda; Insecta; Diptera; Culicidae
Product: zinc finger HIT domain-containing protein 1
Exons: 1
Coding region: 1-474 (157 amino acids)
Biological process (GO): chromatin remodeling
Cellular component (GO): Swr1 complex
Molecular function (GO): nucleosome binding
Source: RefSeq, a predicted model, not a curated record